AUGAUAAUGCAGAUUGUAACUAAAGUUCGCCUCUUUAACAGUCCUUUUACAGUUUGUUACAUUAAUGAAGAUCAUAUUUCACUGCCUAAGGAACACGCAAAUACAAUUGGAAUAGCAAAAGCAAAGUAUAAUACGAUUCCUGAUGGAGACCAUAACAACAAAGAGGAUAAAAGAAGUGAAUACCGCCGAGCAUUUCAGAUUAAGACAACAGCAUUACUUUUACAACCUCUUUUAAAAGCGUGCUAUAAUUCUCAUAUGUUUAGGAGAAAUAUAAUAAGAAAUUUAGUUCAACUAAGUGGUAAUGAAAGUGAAACGAUUUUAUUAAAGCUAAAACUGGAACCACCAGACAAGGAACUUAUUGACUAUGCUUGGAAUGAAAGAAUUUUGUAUUUAGUUAUGAGUAGAGCAGAAAUUGAGAAUGCUUUUGCUUGGCUAUCUACAUUAGGAGGAGCCUACUCAGCCCUCGGUGAUUACUUUGAACAUUGUGCUGAAAAGGCAGGCAGAAUAUCAGUGAGACAAUAUAAACUAUCCAGAAUGCUAGGAGAUGACAGUCUUGCUGCCCGAAGCAAGCUUUAUUCAGCACUAGCAAUCUCACAGAAAGGAAACUUGAAGUUGGCCCGAGGAAUUGUUAAAGAAGUUGCAGCUUUUGCCAGAUCAACCUACGACAAGAGACUAAACAGAAUGUGUCAGGGUGUCUGGGCGAAAUUGAAGUAUCUUCGGCAGUUUCAUAGUAAUAUUAACGGCCGUAUUGUUAGGGUGCAGGUGUAA
Leptosia nina is the source of this 768-nucleotide messenger RNA. The record is from the annotation of a GenBank genome assembly. Lineage: Eukaryota; Metazoa; Arthropoda; Insecta; Lepidoptera; Pieridae.